Messenger RNA from Syngnathoides biaculeatus (alligator pipefish), 8682 nucleotides. It is a transcript of the gene dop1a, whose product is annotated as DOP1 leucine zipper like protein A. Lineage: Eukaryota; Metazoa; Chordata; Actinopteri; Syngnathiformes; Syngnathidae. The record is from RefSeq and is a predicted model, not a curated record. The transcript is spliced from 38 exons. Gene Ontology annotation, cellular component: trans-Golgi network; endosome. Gene Ontology annotation, biological process: Golgi to endosome transport. Bases 551 to 8038 code for a protein of 2495 amino acids.
UUUUUGUAUAGAUAGGUUUCCAAUAACGCCAUCUUGUGUGUCAUAGACGGUAGAGAACACAGCUGAUAGGUGAAGUCUGAAGUUUUUUUCUUUCGUUAAUUUAUCCGAUUGGUCCAAAGGACUGUGGUAACGUCAUCCAAACCUAAUCAUUUGCAUCCAGAAACUGAAGACGUCCAUGCGGAAAAGCGGUUUGAAGGCUACGGUUGGAUGUGCUGCGAAUCUGCAGUGCAGUCCGGUAGCUGUCAUUCUGCAUCUUUUGUACGUCUGAUGACGAGCUCGUUGUUGAUGUUUUGCUUAGAGCGAGAAGAAGCACCGGGAAAAUAUGUAAAAUAUAUGCAGACAUUGUUUGCUAGAUUCGAAACUUAAAUGUUGUGAAACAAGUGUCGGGCCCUUCCUUUAGAUCGUCUUAGCAACCUAUUAGCAAAUGUUGUUAGCCCCUUUUAGCCAGCGAACCGGGUUCCUGUUUGAACGACUAACCACUAACCAAUGAAGAUGUGAUGUACAUAUGCCGUCCAGUGUUUGACAUCAGCACAAGAGCUACCCAAGAAGAAUGAAUGCAGAGGAAGUGGAGCUUCUCAGUGACUCCAAGUACAGGAACUAUGUGGCAGCGGUGGAUAAAGCCCUUAAGAACUUUGAGUACUCAAGCGAGUGGGCAGACCUCAUCUCUGCUCUGGGCAAGCUCAACAAGGUGUUGCAGAACAAUGCAAAAUAUCAGGUGGUUCCCAAGAAGCUGACAAUCGGCAAGCGGCUGGCUCAGUGCCUCCAUCCUGCCCUGCCCAGUGGAGUCCACCGUAAGGCCUUGGAGACCUAUGAGAUCAUCUUCAAAAUCAUCGGACCUAAGAGGCUGGCCAAAGACCUAUUUCUUUAUAGCUCUGGGCUCUUCCCUUUACUCACCAAUGCUGCCAUGUCUGUGAAGCCUGUUUUGCUGGGCCUCUAUGAGACUUACUACCUGCCACUGGGCAAGACGCUGAAGCCUGGUCUACAGGGACUCCUCACUGGAGUGCUACCUGGCCUUGAGGAGGGAUCAGAGUUCUAUGACAGAACCAACAACCUUUUGGAGAAAGUUGCAGCAGCAGUGGAGCAGUCAGCCUUCUACAGUGCCUUGUGGGGUAGCAUCCUGACCAGCCCCGCUGUGCGUCUCCCAGGGGUGUCCUUUGUUCUGCUGCACCUCAGUCGUAAGCUCUCCAUGGAGGACCAGCUCUACAUCAUGGGCAGUGACAUCGAACUCAUGGUGGAGGCUGUCAGUACAUCGGUCCAGGACUCGAGUGUUUUGGUGCAGAGAAGCACUUUAGAUUUGAUCCUUUUUUGCUUCCCCUUCCACAUGAGCCAGGCCACUCGCCCUGACAUGAUACUGAUCCUGUCAGCUGCUUUGCAUGUGGUGUUGAGGAGAGACAUGUCCCUGAACCGCAGACUCUACGCGUGGCUACUGGGUUUUGAAAACAAUGGGGUGAAAACAGGCCCCCGCACCACUCGACAGAGCAACCCAGAAGAGCACGCUUGCCACUAUUUUAACACCUUCUCAAAAGACAUGCUUGUCCAGGCAAUGGUGGGGAUAUUGCAAGGCAAAGCGCGUGGUGGAGAAGAGGAAAGUAUUCUCAUGCAUGACCUCAAACCAUUUCGCAUCCUCAUCAGUCUUCUUGACAAACCAGAGCUUGGUCCAGCAAUCUUGGAAGAUGUUCUUAUCGAAGUGUUUCGUACACUGCACACACAGUGCAAAACUGAGUUGGACCUCCAAAACCAAAGUUCUUUCAAUAAGGACCACACACACCUUAGCAGUAAACUUCGGGAGAACAAGAAGACAGCAGAACUGAUUAAAACAGCCAAUCUCCUUUUCAACUCUUUUGAGCCAUUCUACAUGUGGGACUAUAUUGCUCGCUGGUUUGAGGAGUGCUGCAGGAGGACACUGAAUGUGCAAACAAGUAUUUCAAGGCAUGCUGGGAGUUUAAAUACUCCAGAGCUCUCCUUGAUGGAGUUCUGUCAGCUGGUUGAUUUCCUAUUGGACGUUGUUUCCUUGCCUACUAGAAGCAUGAGGGUAAUCUGCCAGGAGACAUACAUCGAGAUCCAGACAGAGCAUCUUCCUCAGCUAUUGCUGCGGAUGGUGGCAGCGCUAACUUGUCAUCUGCAAACCUUGGGGCUUGGAGAGCUCACUCACUGCUUACGUCUCUGCUCCAAGAUCCUGAGCAAAGUACAACCACCAUUAGUUUCCCCUUUGGCUCUGUCCAAAAGCCCCCAGGAGCAGGGCCUUUCCAGUUCGCGAGGAAAGUCUUCAGAUUCCACAAAAGAAAAAAACAAUGAUACUGGAACUCUUCCUGUAACUUUGGAAACACAUGGAAAUGGGGAGGUAUUUAAAGAUGUACAAAAUCAACCCAAUCACUCAUCUGGAAGCGGAUUCACUGACUUUUUUCAGUACCACGAGAAUGGCCCUGAUACCGAACAACCACCUUACACUUCCGCAAUACAUAAAACAAGUGUGAGUUCCUCAGGCCCAUCUCAACCUAAACCUGUAGACAAACCAGUCAUGCAGUGCUGCUUGGAACACUUCCAGCAAUUUCUCUCUCGGCUUAUUACCUUGUAUAUAACUUCUGAACAAAUGGACAAAAACAAGAAGGAAGGAGGCGAUUCGGUACAGCCAACAAACCAUGUGUUAGACUGCACCAAACCUGGCCAUGUAGCCCAGGCUGAAUCAUGCUCAGAUUCUGUGAUGGUACAGAAAGCCUGUGUUGCUGCUUUUACUGCUGCCUGCCAGCUGUUCUUGGAGUGUUCAAGUUUUCCAGUUUACAUUGCAGAGGGGAAUCUGAAGGCCUCACCCAUACAAGAGCAAGAGUGUAACAGCAAGCAGGGAAGUCUGCCAGUUUGGCUGCAGACACUGAUGGAUGCCUCCUGCUUGACCAGCAACUUUAGUCUCCAAGGUGUAGCCAUUUCUCUCCUCAUGGACCUUGUGGGACUUACCCAGUCUGUGGCUAUGGUGACAGCUGAGGGUGUAGGAUCCAGUGGCAGCUCUGAGGUUGCCCAGCCCAUGAGUCCUAGCCAAGGUAGAGUGGCUGUCAUCAUCAGGCCCCCACUUACUCAGGGAAUCCUGAAGUAUAUUGCACACAAGACAGACUUCUUCAAGAAUGUAGCUCUGAUCCUGUGGGAUCAGUUGAAUGAAGGAACACCUCAACACCAUCAAAGAAGUGUAGAGCUUUUCUAUCAGCUCCACAACCUUGUACCUUCUUCCAGCAUCUGUGAAGAUGUGAUCAGCCAACAGCUCAUGCACAGCGACAAGAGAAUUCGGCUAGAAGCCCAUGUGAAGUUUUCUGUGCUAUGGCACUUGACACGAGAUUUAAACAUGACCAAAUCUUCCCCUUUUAACCGGACAUUUGACAGGUCUCUUUUCAUCAUGCUAGAUAGCCUGAGUUAUUGGGAUCCAUGUACAAGUUCCGUUGGCCGGGCAUGGCUUAAUCAGGUCCUUCAGCGGCAUGACAUUGCUCGGGUUCUCGAGCCGCUACUUCUCCUUCUACUGCACCCAAAAACCCAUAGAGUUUCCAUUCAAAAAGUGCAAGCUCAACGCCAUUGGGCCCAGGUUUUUCCUGGUGUUCCUGAGCAGGAGUCAUUGGAACCUACAGACACCAGAGACUCGGGCUUCUCCGAAAACCUCAGUCAUAUACGAGUGGACAGAAUGGCACAAGGAGAGUUCCCUGGUCUGGAAGUCGGUGACAUGGAGCCUUUUUGUCUCACUGUUAACCCUCUUAGUGACAGUUUGUCUGUAUUGAGUCUGAGCAGUGAAAAUCUACAACUAACUGGUGGAUUACAGCCUGCUGAACAGCAGGAGCAGCAGCAUUCCUCUGAAUCGAUUGGUUCCCAUUCCUCUCCAGUAGAAAAUGAAAGUUUUGAUGAGCCAGAGGUUGUAAACAGCCCAUCCAAUACUUCAGAGGCACAGCCUGCUUCCUCAGAUUAUUUGUCUGAAGACUCAGUAGAGGAGGUUGUUUUCUCUGUUGUAAAUGAUCUUAUCAUAAAUGUUUCGAGGUUAGUAGCUGAGGAGACUCUUGAUGUGCCAAUUCAGUCUGAAGAUUGGCCCCAAUCAGACUCUGAGAGCACUUCCUCAGAAACGUCCAUUAGUCCCCAUCUUGAUUCUGGACCUACUCACAGCUCCAACCACCAGACACUGCCAGAGAUGCUAGCUGAAGGAACAUUGGAAUUCCUUGGUGUUCCUUCUUCUAAUUUAGUGGCAGAGGAGCAGCACAGGGAGGGCAUCACCCGGCACAGUUCUUCACCUUCAAUUGUCACAUUACCUGAUAGCUCAGACCAAGCUAUUUCAGACCUGAACCUACAAGUGGACAACACCGAAGCACACAAACGUAGCCAGAGCAGCACUCAGCUCAGCCUUAAAGGCAAAAUCAUGGAGAAACUGGCUGACAAAUCCACAGUGGUUAAGCCUAAAACCAAAAAGUCCAGAAGGAAAGAGGUGGAGAGACAGAGAAAGACAGCAAGCCAGGCUGAAAAAACACAAACACCCAGUAUAUUCUUUGGGGAUAGCCUAGAUCUGGAGAACUGGUAUAGCUGUGGGGAAGGUGAGGUAUCAGAAAUUGAAAGUGACACUGGCUCCCCCAGUGGAUGUUCAGCUGAGAAUGUCGGAGGUGUGAGUGUCUCAGGACGUAGAUCAUCUUUGGUCCCACCUCGCUUCAAUAUUCAUCCUCUCUACCAGCAUGUUCUUUUAUAUCUCCAGUUAUAUGACUCCUCCAGGACCCUGCAUGCACUGUCGGCAGUUGCAGCUAUGCUAAGGUCGGCUCCCUCGGGGUUUGUAAGUGCUAUUUCAACUACCAGUAUCAACAACACCUACACCCCCCAGCUGUCUUUGCUCCAAAAUCUCUUAGCUCGUCACAGGGUCUCUGUCAUGGGUAAAGACUUCUACUGUCCUAUCCCACAAGAGUCCCACUCCCACUCAUUUCGCAGUGCCAUGUAUCUGGAAAUUAUUAUAUCACUCUGUCUGUACUUUCUAAGAAGCUUCUACUCUACCCAUGUGACGGCAGGCCCUCAGGACUUGGCUGGGAACCGAGCCAUGCAGCUGACCAGUAUAGAAGUCUUAACUCUUCUUUUCAGUGAGCUGGCCAAGGUCACAGGGGGCUCAGCAAAGGGAUUUGCUAGUUUCAUCUAUGAUGUCAUGUCUAAGUGUAAAGUUCAGAAGGUGGUUCUCCAUUGCCUGCUCUCCUCUAUAUUCAGUGCCCAGAAAUGGCAUGACCAACAGGCGGCAGGUGUCAAUAUGUCCAUGGUGGAGGAAGGUCUGUCAGAAGACAGUGUUAUCAACUUGUCAGAGGACGAGAUGGACAGUUGCAGUGCAGUCCAGUCCCAAUUACUAAGAUUGCUUCAGAGCUUAGUUGUACUUGAGCACAGAGUUUUGGCACCAGCAGAAGAAGGAGGAGAACCUACAGCAGGAACGGUGGGAGGUGUAGGACCAGGCGGCAACACAGGGACUGGUUUUGAGAUGUUAGGUGGGGAAGUAGAGCAUGUCAACCCUCAGCAACCAAUGACAUCAUUACAGUACCUUCAUGGACAGCCGAUCACAGCGCAGGGCAUGUUUUUAUGUGCUGUGAUCAGAGCACUGCAUCAACACCAUGCGUGCAAGAUGCACCCUCAAUGGAUUGGACUCAUCACAGCCACACUGCCGUACAUGAGGAGGAUUCUAAGAAGGGUGGUUGCAUCAGUUACUCUGCAGCUUUGCCGGAAUUUGGACAAUCUUCUUCACCAGUACCAGUAUGAGUCUGGGAUUACCGACACCAGACCCCAGUGGAUGGCUCUCUGUAUUCCUCCUGACCUGUUACUGACAGUACUAGAGGGGAUCACUGCAAUUAUCCACUACUGCCUCCUUGAUCCUACUUCUCAGUAUCACCAGUUAGAAGUGAGUGUUGAUCAGAAACACCUGGCUGAGGCUCGUUUAGGAAUCCUGUCCAUUCUCCACACAAUCAUGUCUUCUGUCACACUACUGUGGAGUGUCCUCCAUUAUGCUGACAGCUCUGACAAACCAGCUGCUGCUUCUGCUGAUUCUACUUCAAACAUCAAUCUGGGCUCCACUAAGAAAAUUCGUCAGCAAAUCCUUGAGCUGCUUGGCCCAAUCUCCAUGAACCAUGGCGCUCACUUCAUGGCAGCCAUUGCCUAUGUUUGGAAUGAAAGGAAAAUGGUCAAGACACCAGUCAGAAAUAAAGUGAUUCCUGUCGCCAGUGAUGAACAACUAUUGCUGGUUGAGCUGGUUCGCUCUGUGAGUGCCAUGCGCACUGAAACGGUCAUGAACACCGUCAAAGAGGUCUUGAAGCAGCCGCCAGGCAUUGGAAAGGAUAAGAAACACCUUUCCUUGGAGGUCUGCAUGCUGCAGUUCUUCUAUGCAUAUGUCCAGAGGAUCUCUGUAUCCACGUUAGUGGACAGCUGGCCUUCUCUCCUGGCUCUUCUCAAAGACUCCGUGCAGUUAGGCUUGCCUGCCCCAGGACAGUUUUUAAUACUUGGAGUUCUGAAUGAAUUCAUUUUGAAAAACCCCAAUCUGGAAAGUAAGAAAGACCAGCGAGAGCUCCAGGAUGUGACCCAUAAAGUUGUGGAGGCCAUUGGGACAAUUGCCGGUUCUUCUCUGGAGCAAACUACAUGGCUAAGGAGAAACCUGGAGGUUAAGGCCUCUCCUCAGAUAGUUGUGGAUGGAACUAACCUUGAAGCAGAUGUUGAAGAUUUAUUACUCACAGUCAUGGAGGCCUCCAGCUUCACCCCAUCUGUCUACAGUGUUCAUGCCCUCACACUGCUGGCUGAGGUGCUGGCUCACUUGUUGGACAUGGUGUUCUAUAGUGAUGAGAAGGAACGGGUUAUACCACUACUGGUCAAUAUCAUGCACUAUGUUGUUCCCUACUUACGCAACCACAGCACUCACAACGCUCCCAGCUACAGGGCCUGCAUCCAACUGUUGAGCAGUCUAAGUGGGUACCAGUACACACGUCGCGCCUGGAAAAAGGAGGCCUUUGACCUCUUUAUGGACCCUACCUUCUUCCAGAUGGACUCAUCUUGUGUCAGCCACUGGAGGGCAAUAAUUGACCAUUUGAUGACACAUGACAAGACCACAUUCAGGGACCUUAUGACACGUGUGGCUGUAGCCCAGAGCAGCUCCCUGAGUCUGUUCACCAACAGAGAUGCUGAGCUGGAGCAGAGAGCCAUGUUGCUGAAGCGCCUGGCCUUCACCAUAUAUAGUAGUGAAGUGGACCAGUACCAAAAAUACCUCCCUGAUAUACAAGAGCGCCUGGUGGAGAGCCUGCGUUUGCCUCAGGUGCCCAUCCUCCAUGCUCAGGUGUUCUUGUUCUUCAGGGUGCUGCUGCUGCGCAUGUCACCUCAACACCUCACCUCAUUAUGGCCCACCAUGAUCACUGAAUUGGUUCAGGUGUUUCUAUUAAUGGAGCAAGAGCUAACAGCAGAUGAGGACAUAUCAAGGACAUCAGGGCCAUCUGUGGCCGGCUUGGAAGCCACUUAUUCUGGAGGGAAUGGCUUCUCAACAUCUUACAACAGUCAACGCUGGCUCAACCUCUAUCUGUCGGCUUGCAAGCUGCUGGACUUGGCCUUGGCACUGCCACCUGAAAGCCUGCCUCAAUUCCAAAUGUACCGGUGGGCCUUCAUCCCAGAAGCCUCAGAUGAUUCUGGAAUGGAAGUUAGACGGCAAGGGACUCACCAGCGGGAGUUUAAACCCUAUGUGGUCAGAUUAGCCAAACUGCUGAGGAAACGAGCUAAGAAAAAUCCAGAAGAUGACUGCUUCACUCGAACCCUUUCCUGGGAGCCAGGCCACCUGAUGCUAACACUCUAUGUAAUCCGCAGCAUGGAGCAGCUGCUUCCUUUCUUCAACUUACUCAGCCAGGUGUUUAACAGCAAAGUCGGCAGCCGGUCAGGUCCUGCUUAUGCCCACAACCAUGCAUUUGGUUCCUUUCCUGGCCAAAAGGAGGGCCACAAACUGGAGAGCCAGAAGGUUUUCUGGAGUCGAGCUCGACAAAGCAUUGAGGAAAUGGUAGAGAAAGACUUUCUUGAAGGUCUUAUCAAGACGUGAAAUUACAGGGGCUUUAUAUAUUCUGAUCAGCACUAGUGAAAAACCUCAAUGUGUAUUGCAACAAAGAACUACAAUUGAGGGAAAAUAAUUUGUACAUCUUUGGGUAUUUAUAAUUAUUUUACAUUUCAAAAGGUAUUUGAUUUUAAUUAUUUGUACAAAGUGAGAUGCCUUGAUGGCUGACUUUUAAUAUUUUGUGUUAGUCCUGCAGGACCAAGAAAACAUGCUCUGCCAUUCCAUAGCGAUGUGACUUAUUAAAGAUUUCUAACAGGAGGGCCUCAAUUGAUGUUGCUUUCCUUUGACACAGUUUGCAGUUGCUUGGCAUGGGCUUUGCUGACUUCCAGCAUUUUACUGCCUGUGAAAUAACUCAAUCGGCAGUUAAUUAGGUCUAAGCCUUUCUAUGUGGUAAAUCUCGAAAGCAAUUUUGCUACUGUGGUAUAUUCUCUCCAAAGAAUAAACGACCAUUCUGCCAAAACCUUUGUGGAAUUCCUUAUAGUUCAGACCCAUAAUGGACUUCUCCAGAUUAAUUGUAUACAGUAAUAUCAAAGGUAGCAUUCAAUGCAGGACACAUCAUAGAAAAUUCUACUGAGUGACCACAUCAUUAGGUAUGUCUACCCAAUUGAAAGAUCCAAUAAAAGUGUCAUCAA